AUCCGAAUAAAGGCAUUUGUGAGAACGCACCACUGUUUGUCGUUGGUAGACCUCUGAACAGCCUGAGGGUCUCCGGUGCUAACUAAAAGCUACAGCCGCAAUGGCAGACGCUCUAGCUAAAAUCCCCGUUGUAGAGAUUGAUCCAGAAGGAACAUUUAAGUACAUACUGGUCCGAGUGAAAGUGAAAGAUGGCGAUGUGCAUAAAGACAUAGUCCGAGGCACAAAAAGUGCAGAGUAUCACAAUCAUAUAUUUGAGAAGGUCAGUCCAGCUAUGGAGGCCAUGGGAAUGGAGUGUAAAUGCCUUGGAGGAGGGAAGAUAGAGCACAACAGCCAAGAGAAAAAACUAAGGGUGUUUGGAGAAUCAACUGCGUUUGGUAAAGCAGACCAUUCUGUGUCUGUUGAGAAGUUGAAGAGUGCCUUCAGCGACUAUGAGAUCACCUGGUCUGACGACAAAAAAUAAAUGUGAACCCGCAUCUCAUCUCUAA
Messenger RNA from Perca flavescens (yellow perch), 485 nucleotides. Lineage: Eukaryota; Metazoa; Chordata; Actinopteri; Perciformes; Percidae. Gene Ontology annotation, biological process: peptidyl-histidine dephosphorylation. Gene Ontology annotation, molecular function: protein histidine phosphatase activity. The transcript is spliced from 3 exons. The coding region runs from base 101 to 460 and encodes 119 amino acids. The record is from RefSeq and is a predicted model, not a curated record. Gene Ontology annotation, cellular component: cytosol.